This is a messenger RNA of Penicillium subrubescens, 345 nucleotides long. RefSeq lists its product as uncharacterized. Lineage: Eukaryota; Fungi; Ascomycota; Eurotiomycetes; Eurotiales; Aspergillaceae. The record is from RefSeq and is a predicted model, not a curated record. The transcript has a single exon. Bases 1 to 345 code for a protein of 114 amino acids.
AUGCAGCGGCGCCAUCGAAGCAGCGACGAGUCUGGCACUCCCAGUUCUGCCAUCUCAUCUACCUUGCAUAAAGAUAUUGACCUUACGAGCCGAUUAUCCGCCUUACUUGAUGCUGCACGAAAUGAAGAGCUGACAUUCGAACUGCAAAUCCUUCCCUCAGCAGAACCCCAUGAAGUGUUGAGCCGGGUUCUAUCGCCAAGUUCCGUUGUUUCUACAGCCUCCUCUUCCACAUUUUUCUUCAACGCACAGCAGGUGACUAUCAAGACAAAAUGGAUCUCAGCUCCAAUAAACGAGGAUUUCUCUGCGAAUUCAAAGCUGUACUCCGCAAGUUGUGGAAAGAUCUAA